AUGGCGGAUGCCUCCUGCAGCGGUCCAUCGCCAUUCAAGCGCUUGGUUGAUCACCAAGCCCGAGAUGUCAGCCAUCACCAGGAUCGCCUGGUCGACCGAUCUGCUGGUCAGCCUCAUGGCUCCUUCCGAUCUGCUCGUCACCAAUCUCCAGGCCAAGAGGGCUUUGGCGCCUUCAUGGAUGGAACACAGUCCGCCCUUCCCGGCAUGCCUCACGACCCAGCAAACCGCUUAGCCGUUCACACAGCCGCUCUCCAACAACCAGGCGCCCCGAUGCAUCAUCCCGAACUAUCACAUCAGGCCAGGGCAUCGCCAGUGCCAGAUGUGAGCAACUGGGCCGCCGACUUCGCCCGGUUCUCCAACCAACCAAUGCGGUCUACUCCCGUCGCAGCUCCUGCACCAUCCAUGCAGAUGAAUCAACAACCAAUGCAGAUGAAUUUCCAAUCAGCCUUUGGUCAGGCAUUCGGCAGCCCCAUGUACGGCCCUGGAGCAGCCGGCUUUAUGGGUCCCCAAGCCCCUGUCGAAGCUGACUUCGACAAAGAAAUGUCCCAGUGGAUGUCAUCCCACGGUGGCAACAUGUCCGAAGUCGACGCUGUAAUGGAACAAAUGGCCCGCGAACUAGAGCUCAACGAAGCUGCUCUCCCGGUUCAAGCCGAAGCCACAUCAACAACAGAAACGCAAGAAACUGAAGCAACCUCACGGUACACAGAUCUGGAGACACCUGAGAUUAGCAACCUAUCCCUUCAAGAGAGGGCAUUAGACCAGCUCCCUGCCACAGAAGUCGAACAAAUAAUGCACGACGAAGCCGAAGCCGCAACAAAGGGCAAGUCGGCCGUAUCAGAAGCAGCAGAACGCCUUCUGGAAUCAGUACAACACGAAAACGGAGAAAAGUGGCAAAACUCCGUCUUCCUUUCCCUCAUGCGUGAUUUCCGAGAUGGCCGCAAAGACAUUGUCGAUAAUGAGAUUCGAGCAAUGGAAGGUGAGGAGCAACCGUCGGAACAGCAGCCAACAACAUGA
Messenger RNA from Pochonia chlamydosporia 170, 1014 nucleotides. RefSeq lists its product as hypothetical. The record is from RefSeq and is a predicted model, not a curated record. Bases 1 to 1014 code for a protein of 337 amino acids. NCBI's taxonomy places the organism in Eukaryota, Fungi, Ascomycota, Sordariomycetes, Hypocreales, Clavicipitaceae. The transcript is spliced from 2 exons.